Danio rerio (zebrafish) is the source of this 2069-nucleotide messenger RNA. It is a transcript of the gene pdia5, whose product is annotated as protein disulfide isomerase family A, member 5. Gene Ontology annotation, biological process: cell redox homeostasis. Gene Ontology annotation, molecular function: protein disulfide isomerase activity. Lineage: Eukaryota; Metazoa; Chordata; Actinopteri; Cypriniformes; Danionidae. The record is from RefSeq and is marked provisional.
GAUUGCGCUUGCGUAGCAGGACGUGGCAGCGGCAUCAUGGCUUCUUGGAACCGACACGGGAGACGUAGGAGACUGGUCGAAAUGUUCAUAUUCCUGUCAUUGGUUGCAGUGACGUCCGCCCUACAGGCAGUGAAGGUUUCUCCACUCAUAGAAAAAGUCAAUGACCAUAAGGAUUUCAAGAAACUUCUUAGGACCAGAACUAAUGUUCUUGUUUUAUACACCAAGUCAGCCUCAUCUGGAGAUGCUCAUCUAAAGCUGCUGUCUGAUGUGGCUCAGGCUGUGAAAGGUCAAGGGACCAUCGCUUGGGUGAAUUGUGGGGAUUCAGAAGGCCGCAAACUCUGUAAAAAAGUCAAGGUAGACCCCAGCUCGAAAACCAAAGGAGUUGAGCUCCUGCAUUACAAGGAUGGGACUUUCCACACAGAAUACAACAGACCAGCCACAAUUAAGUCCAUGGUGGCGUUUCUGAAAGACCCUGCAGGUGCCCCCCUGUGGGAGGAGAACCCUGAGGCCAAAGAUGUUGUUCACAUCGAGUCAGAGAAGGAUUUCCGAAAACUGCUAAAAAGAGAGGAGAGGCCAAUCCUCAUGAUGUUUUACGCCCCAUGGUGUGGAGUAUGUAAAAGGAUGCAGCCCAUUUUCCAACAAGCAGCCACAGAGACUAAAGGAAAAUAUGUGUUGGCUGGGAUGAACGUGCACCCGGCAGAGUUUGAUGGCGUCAAACAGGAGUUCAGCGUCAAGGGCUAUCCAACCUUCUGCUACUUUGAGAAGGGGAAGUUCUUGCAUCACUAUGAGAAUUAUGGAGCCACGUCCAAAGACAUCACUGAUUGGUUGAAAAACCCUCAGCCGCCACAACCUAAGACUCCAGAGGUGCCCUGGUCUGAGUCUGGCUCGGCGGUCUUCCAUCUGACCGAUGACUCUUUCGACUCAUUCCUGGAAGAACAUCCGUCAGCCCUGAUUAUGUUCUAUGCUCCAUGGUGUGGCCACUGUAAAAAGAUGAAGCCAGAGUAUGACGAUGCUGCUGAGACCCUCAACAAAGACCCAAAUAGUCCAGGUGUAUUGGCAGCGGUAGAUACUACCAUUCACAAGUCCACUGGCGAGCGUUUUAAGAUCUCAGGCUUCCCUACAGUAAAGUAUUUUGAAAAAGGAGAGGAAAAGUACACACUUCCUCAUCUCCGGAGCAAAGAUAAGAUCAUCGAGUGGCUGAAAAAUCCCCAGGCUCCACCUCCUCCAGAAAAGUCAUGGGAUGAGAUGCCGUCCAGCGUGAGCCACCUGGGAGCCGAAGAUUUCAGGGAAUCGCUGAAAAAGAAGAAACACGCCUUGGUCAUGUUUUAUGCUCCAUGGUGUCCGCACUGCAAGAAUGCCGUCCCUCAUUUCACCACAGCAGCAGAGAUGUUCAAAGAAGACCGUAAGAUUGCAUAUGCUGCAGUGGACUGCACAAAGGGACAGAAUCAUGAGUUGUGUAAACAGGAGGGAGUUGAAGGCUAUCCAACAUUCAACUACUACAACUAUGGAAAGUUCAGCGAAAAAUACAAUGGGGAAAGAGGGGAAGCUGGCUUUACUGGUUUCAUGAGGAAUCUCAGGGGCCGAGACCAAGAAAAAGUGGGCAAGCGGAAAGAGGAGCUCUAGUAGGGUGGGCGUGGUUCCUGACGGUGGGAGGAGCCUAUCAUUGCACUGUGACUUGGGCAGGGAAAUCCCAGCACUGACGCCACAGACUUGAAACCUCAGCUAAAAAGGCUAUUUUUUUAUACAGCUGUGCCCUUAUGUUUGUAAUACCAAUGUAACAUCAUCAGAACACUUAAGUUUAGCUUUUUGUUUAGUUUUUUUAUUUAAUUUUCCUCAGAUAUUUAGUGAAAUUGUUUUUCCAAAUACUGUGACUUCAGUUACUGAAAUCCACACGUGAAAUCUAUGCAACACUGGACCCUCACUCGCCAGGGUCCCGUACAUGUGAUGGGAGGCUGGUGUUUAAUGGGGAAAAGCAGUUAUCGCCAGGAAACAUCGCCAUCACUAUCAUUCCAGUGGGGAGGAAUAAUGUGUACAAUCGUAUCUGCAAAUAUUUUUUGUUAAAAAAAAAA